Molecule: messenger RNA, 5097 nt
Organism: Lemur catta (Ring-tailed lemur)
Lineage: Eukaryota; Metazoa; Chordata; Mammalia; Primates; Lemuridae
Gene: PLB1
Product: phospholipase B1
Exons: 59
Coding region: 147-4502 (1451 amino acids)
Biological process (GO): phospholipid metabolic process
Molecular function (GO): glycerophospholipase activity
Source: RefSeq, a predicted model, not a curated record
CAGAGCAGCAGUGCAGUGUGGAUGCAGGGACGUCCGUAGCUGGUGCGCUAUCGGAAGAGGCGGAUAAAAGCAGAAGGCAGCUCCCUAGCCCGUCCAUCUGCUGAAGCAAUUCUCCCGGAGGCCUGGAACACCCGGAGCGCGCUGGCAUGGGGCUGUGGCCAGGCGUCUUCCUCCUGGAGCUGCUGCUGCUUCUGGGGCAAGAGACCACCCAGAUCCAUACCUACCUUGGAAAAAAUACAUUGGAAGGACAGCCAGGGCCAGAGAUCCUGAAGAAUCUGCCAUUCCUAUGCAACUCGAAGGAGUUGGGAUUGAAUGUGCCGUCCAAGUCAGUUCACUCUCUGAAGCCCUCUGAUAUUAAAUUUGUGGCAGCCAUUGGCAGUCUGGAAGCUUCCCCGGACCCAGAGUUGCUUGACCUGGAGGAGCAAAAAUGGACUGAAAAAAGGCCACAGCAGGCAUGCAUGGAAGUGAUGACAGUCCUUUCAGAUAUCAUCGGACAUUUCAAUCCUGCUGUCCUGAUGCCCACAUGCCCUCCCGGGGAGAGAGUUACAUCCCGCGAUGGUGCUGAAGACUUGUGGAUUCAGGCUCAAGAACUGGUGAGAAGCAUGAAAGAGAACCCGCAACUUGACUUUCAACUCGACUGGAAGCUCAUCAGUGUGUUCUUCAGUAACGCAAGCCAGUGUUACCUGUGUCCCUUUGCCCAACAGAAAAGGCACGUGGCGGGCGUCAUGGCUGAGCUGACAGCAGUGCUGGACUACCUGCAGCAGGAGGUCCCCAAAGCAUUUAUAAACCUGGUGGAUCUCUCCGAGGUGGCAAAUGUCUCUCCCUGGCUGCAGGGGACUCAGCUCAGCCCCGCAGCAGAGCCCUGCGGUUGCCCAGAGGAGACCUCCAAGCUGGCCAAGGUCCUGAAGCACUGGUCCUACCAGGAAGCCUGGGAAAGCCUCCUGGCCUCCAGCAAGUACAGCGAGCAGGAGUCCUUCACCGUGGUUUUCCAGCCUUUCUUCCUUGAGACCACCCUGUCGCUGCCCUUGGAGGAGCCUCUGCCCCAGGACCCCACUGCACUCGCCUGGAGUCUCUGGAACAGGAUGAUGGAGCCGGCAGGACAGAAAGCCGAGCCGCUCAGUACAAAAGAGUGGCAGCCAGUGAAAUGUCUCUCUCAGGAGAGCCCUUACCUGUACACCUAUAGGAAUAGCGACUACCUGACCAGAUUGUCAAAACUCCAAGGGAAGCUGGAGGUAAGAGAAGGAUCGGAAAUCAGAUGUCCUGACAAGGACCCCUCCGAUACGAUUCCCACCUCAGUUCAUAGGCUGAAGCCAGCUGACAUCAAAGUAAUUGGAGCCCUGGGUGACUCUCUGACGGCAGGCAAUGGGGCCGGGUCCACGCCUGGGAACAUCUUGGACGUAUUGACUCAGUACCGAGGCCUGUCCUGGAGCGUCGGCGGCGACCAGAACCUCAGCACGAUCACCACCCUGGCGAACAUCCUCCGGGAAUUCAACCCUUCCCUGAAGGGCUUCUCUGUUGGCACUGGGAAAGAAGACAGUGUUGGAGCCUUCUUAAACCAGGCUGUGGCAGGAAACAGAGCUAAGGACUUACCUGCCCAGGCCAGGAGGCUGGUGGACCUGAUGAAGAAUGACACGAGGAUACAUUUUGAGGAGGACUGGAAGAUAAUAACCCUGUUUAUAGGCGGCAAUGACCUCUGUGAUUUCUGCGAUGACCCGGUCCAGUAUUCCCCCCAGAACUUCACUGACAACAUCGGGAAGGCUCUGGACAUUCUUCAUGCUGAGGUUCCUCGGGCGUUCGUGAAUCUGGUGAAGGUGCUCCAGAUCACCACCCUGCGGGAGCUGUACCAGGAGACCAAAGUCUACUGCCCGAGGCUGAUCCUCAGGUCUCUGUGUCCCUGUGUCCUGAAGUUUGGUGAUAACUCAACAGAACUUGCCUCUCUCAUCGAAGUGAAUAGGAAGUAUCAGGAGGGGACUCACCAGCUGGUUGAGAGUGGACGCUACGACACGAGGGAAGAUUUUACAGUGGUUGUGCAGCCAUUCUUCGAAAAAGUGGACAUGCCAAAGACCUCGGAGGGAUUGCCUGACAGCUCUUUCUUCGCUCCUGACUGUUUCCAUUUCAGCAGCAAGGCUCAUGCCCGUGCAGCCUCUGCCCUCUGGAGAAAUAUGCUGGAACCUGUUGGCCAGAAGACAACACAGCAUAAUUUUGAAAAUGAGAUCACUAUCAUGUGUCCGAGCCAGGUCUGGCCGUUUCUGAGCACCUACAAGAACAGCGUGCAGGGUCAUGGGACUCUGCUGCUGUGCAGGGACAGGGCCCCUUCUGCCUCGACCCCCACCUCAGUGCACGCCCUGAGACCUGCAGAUAUCCAAGUUGUGGCUGCUCUGGGGGAUUCUCUGACCGCUGGCAAUGGAAUUGGAUCGAAACCAGGCGACCUCCUCGAUGUCACCACACAGUAUCGGGGACUGUCGUUUAGUUCAGGAGGGGACGGCUCCCUGGAGAACGUGACCACCUUACCUAAUAUCCUUCGAGAGUUUAACAGAAACCUCACAGGCUACGCAGUGGGCACGGGCGAUGCCAAUGACACGAAUGCAUUCUUCAAUCAAGCUGUUCCCGGAGCGAAGGCAGAGGAUCUUAUGAGCCAAGUCCAAACUGUGGUGCAGAAGAUGAAAGAUGACCAGAGAGUAAAUUUUUAUGAAGACUGGAAGGUCAUCACCGUGCUGAUUGGAGCCAGUGAUUUAUGUGACUUCUGUACAGAUUCGAAUCUGUAUUCUGCAGCCAACUUUUUUGACCAUCUCCGCAAUGCCUUGGACAUCCUACAUAGAGAGGUGCCCAGAGCCCUGGUCAACCUCGUGGACUUCGUGGACCCCAGUGUCAUCCGUCAGGUGUUCCUGGGAAACCCAGACAGAUGCCCAGUGCAGCAGGCCAGCCUUUUGUGUAACUGCCUUCUGACCCCGCGGGAGAACUCCCAAGAGCUGGCCAGGUUGGAGGCCUUCAGCAGAGCCUACAAGAGCAGCACGCGUGAGCUGGUGGAGUCGGGCCGCUACGACACGCGGGAGGACUUCUCUGUGGUGCUGCAGCCCUUCCUCCACGACGUCCUGCUCCCCGUCCUGGCGGAUGGGCGCCCGGAUACAUCCUUCUUCGCCCCAGACUGCAUCCACCCGAGUCAGAAAUUCCACUCCCAGCUCUCCAGGGCCCUUUGGGUCAAUAUGCUGGAACCACUCGGAAGCAAAGCGGACACCCUGGACCUGACAGCGGAGAUCCCCCUCACCUGCCCCACACAGAAUGAGCCCUUCCUGAGAACCUCCUGGAACAGUAACUACACAUACCCCACCAAGCCAGCCAUUGAGAACUGGGGUAGUGACUUCCUGUGUGUGGAGUUGAAUCCUUCCAAUAGCAUCCCAACCUCUGUCCAUGAGCUCCGACCUGCAGACAUCAAAGUAGUGGCCGCCCUGGGUGACUGGCUGACUACAGCAAUAGGAGCUCGACCAGACAACUCCAGUGACCCACCCACAUCCUGGAGGGGACUGUCUUGGAGCAUUGGAGGGGACGGAGUCUUGGAGACCCACACCACACUGCCCAACAUUCUGAAGAAGUUCAACCCUUACCUCCUGGGGUUCUCUACUGGCACCUGCGAGGAGACCAAGGGACUGAAUGUAGCAGUAGAAGGGGCCAGAGCUCGAGACAUGCCAGCCCAGGCCCGGGACCUGGUGGAGCGAAUGAAAAGCAGCCCUGAAAUCAACCUGGAGGAAGACUGGAAGCUGGUCACACUCUUCAUUGGUAGCAACGACUUGUGUCAUUACUGCGAGAAUCUGGAGGCCCAGUCAGCCCAGGAGUACGUGCAGCACAUCCAGCAGGCCCUGGACGUCCUCUACGCAGAGCUUCCAAGGACUUUCAUCAACGUGGUGGAGGUCAUGGAGCUGGCCGGCCUGCACCAGGGCCAAGGCGGGACGUGUGCCACACUGGCAGUGCAGAGCAACUGCACUUGCCUCAGAUACACUCAAAACUCCCUGGAGAUGCAAGAACUGAAGACAGUGAACUGGAACUUCCAGAGUGGCAUCUCCAGGUUCUCCUACUGGCACCAGUACGGGCAGCGUGAGGACUUUGCAGUUGUGGUACAGCCUUUCUUCCAGAACACUCUCGUCCCACUGAACGAGAGAGGGGACCCUGACCUCACCUUCUUCUCCGAGGACUGUUUCCACUUCUCAGAGCGUGCCCAUGCCGAGAUGGCCAUCGCACUCUGGAACAACAUGCUGGAACCAGUGGGCCAUAAGACGACCUCCAACAACUUCACCCACAACCGAGCCAAGCUCAAGUGCCCCUCUCCCGACAGCCCUUACCUCUACACCCUGCGGAACAGCCGGCUACUCCCAGACCAGGCUGCAGAAGCCCCCGAUGUGUCCUACUGGGCCAUGCCUGUGGCGGCGGGAGUCGGCCUUGUGUUGGGCGUGGUCGGGACAGUGGUCUGGAAGGGUGUGAGAGGCCGCCGGAGGCACGGUCCCCCGUGAGCCCAUGUGUGAGUCCUCAGCCUACGCUCCCCAGCCACACUUCCCCAGCCCGCCCGCCUCAGCCACUCCUGGCCAAGACAGACUCGCUUCAACACCUGGCAUCACAGGAAGCCAAAGAGACAGUCACGACUUAUUGGUUCCUGGGCUUCUUCCAGGCCUGUGCUCCUGGAAUGGGCAAAUCUAAAUAAAAUCCAAAGCUAUUUCAUUCUCGGAUUAGCCUGCCUGAAGCACUUGCCUUCCAUCUGUGGGCGACACAGGUGUGGGAGCUGGAGCUUUCGCGGCCUGCCCCCCGCAGAACUGCACAGCCCAUGGCAGACCAGAGCCCGGACUGGCCCAUCAGGCUCCGUCUCACACCACCACGGGCAUGUCCUUGGUCACCAAACCCACUGUUUCUAAGGCAGGGAACAUUCUGGUCACCACCAGGUGCUGGCUGGAAUUGUGGAGCUGGCUGGCCACCACACGGGGCAAUCCAGCACAUACCUGCUAAGCACCUGCUUUGUACCCAGGACCAUGCAGGGCACUGUGGGGCCUCCAAGGCUGUGCAUGUCACAGCCUGGCCAAGGAGACAAAUGCCUUCAAUAAACAAGAAGCCACA